GCGACAAAACCCAAGUCAAGCGUAAGAACUUCAAAACGAAGAACCAGUCAUCGUUAAGGUUGAAUCUGUGAACGCUUCGGUCUAUUCUCUUCGUCUCCGGUGUCUCCCGUCGCCGGUUUACUUCGCUGCUACGAAACCGUUUUCUCUCAGAACGAGAAUGGACUUGAUGGAGGCUUCGAUUCUACUUCAUGUGGGAAUUGUGCUUCUUUUGCUGUGGAUACUCUCUUCAUUCAAUUGUUGCCACCCAAUCGCCUACUUUCUCUCCCUAAUCUAUCUCUAUCUGAUUUAUGAGCGAUAUGAUAUGAGAUUGCGGAGGAAAAUCCAAUUUGAGGAAAGAAGAAAGUCUAGUCGAAGAAGGGCACUUUUUGAGUCCGAAACAGUGCGUUGGUUAAACAAUGCUGUUGAAAAAAUCUGGCUUGUUUGUAUUGAGCAGAUUAUUUCCCAGAAAAUUCUCCUCCCUAUCAUACCUUGGUUCUUGCAGAAGUACAAGCCGUGGACCGUGAAGAAAGCUGUGGUUCAGCAUCUGUAUAUGGGAAGAUCUCCACCUAUUUUCACUGAAAUGAGGGUUAUUCGUCAACCUAAUGAUGACGACCACUUGGUUUUGGAAUUGGGAAUUAAUUUUCGUGCUGCGGAUGAUAUGAGUGCAAUACUUGCUGUAAAACUGAGGAAAAGAUUGGGUUUAGGAAUGCGGACAAAGUUGCAUUUGAUGGGCAUGCACAUUGAAGGAAAGGUCUUGAUUGGGUUGAAGUUCCUUCACAAGUGGCCCUUCCUUGGUCGUCUGCGUGUCUGCUUUGCGGAGCCUCCAUAUUUUCAGAUGGUUGUGAAACCUCUUUUCACGCGUGGCCUUGAUGUUACAGAACUUCCUGGGAUCGCUGGAUGGCUGGAUAAGCUUCUGGCCCUUGCCUUUGAGGAAACACUUGUUGAGCCCAAUAUGCUGGUGGUUGAUGUGGAAAAAUUUGCUUCACCCUCACCCCAGCCAGAAAGUUGGUUCUCUGUUGAUGCGAAAGAUCCCAUUGCCCAUGCGAUGGUGGAAGUUGUUGAAGCAUCUGAUAUGAAGCCAUCAGACCCAAAUGGGUUGGCUGAUCCUUAUGUGAAAGGGCAACUUGGCCCUUACAGAUUUAGGACUAAGCCGCAAAGGAAGACACGGACUCCAAAAUGGAAUGAGGAAUUCAAGAUCCCCAUCUUUACAUGGGAAUCACCUAAUGUGCUUGCUAUCGAAGUGUGUGACAAGGACCAUUUUGUCGAUGAUUCACUGGGAGAUUGCUCCAUGAACCUCAGUGAUUUUAGAGAUGGUGAGAGGUAUGACAUGUGGUUGUCUCUUGCGAGCAUCAAAAUGGGGAGAUUACAUCUUGCAAUAACUGUAGUUGAAGCCAAUGGAAAGGUAGUUUUUUCCCUCAAAGUUGUUUCUGAAGCACUCAUUUCCAAUGUUAUCGGAAACCAAAUGGCACUGCUUUGAAUCCUAGAACUCAUGGGGACAGAUCAACCAUGUGAUGGGGAAACGAUAAACGAGUACAAGAGAUAUUCCUUUGCAACUGAUAAUGCGGAGAAAGGUUCCUUCUUGCCUGAAUCAUCAAAGAAGUCUCCAAAAGAGAUAAACUUGAACUCAUUGACAUUGAAGGGCAAGGAGAGACUGGAAUAUGGGUCAAUCAUCCAGGGAGUGAAGUUGCACCAGCAUCUGCGACUAGAAAAGGGAAGAGUAGGCUCCUUGAUACACACAUUCCAGGGGAGGCUAGUGAUUCCAUUGCCACACCCCUGGGUGGAUCUCAAGUGAAUGACAGCAGCAGCACUGAUGAGAGUUUGGAGUAUAAUAAAGAACCACAAACGAAUCCAGUUAGGCGGGGCUUGCAGAAGAUCAUUUCGGUAUUUCACAGGAGCCCAAGACAGCACGGUAAAUCCAGCAGCAUCGAAGUGUCAGUUCCAUCCUCACAUUCUAACCUUAGGAAUCUUAAGGCAGUUAAUGCAAAGGAGAUUGGAGUCAAGUUUAUAGUGGAGGACGACUCUUCUGAUGAAGAAUCUCUUUCAUCAUCAGACCAAACUGUCAGAGUUGAACCUAUUUCAGCUGAUUUCGAUCCCAUAUCUGGUGUUGGUAAUAGAUCUUGUAAGUCCAAGGAACUCACAGUAGACACAACUCCAAGUGAACCUGCAAUGAAUUCUGCAGAACACGAAGAACGAUAAUAUCGAAACCUUGCUGAGGAUAGAUUAUCAUCCAUCAGACGGCUCUGGGAGGUAAGAUGGAUUGGUUGAGAGGCUCUCAAACAAUAAGCUUUCAUAGUGAAAUUUGGUAUUUAGAUAAAUGAUUAAGUUUUUUGCUUAUAUUGUCAAUAAGUUUAAGUACAGGUUAGUCCACUUGUGAUUGAAUUUGCAUAGAAGUUUUAGAGUGAUAAUAGGUUUACGCAGUUACAUAUUUGUUGUAUUGUUUGUAAAUCAUUGAAUAGGGAGGGAGUCUCGAACCAUUUAAUGGUUAGUUAAAUCUUGUACCGCUUAUGUCAAUUGUUGUGUCAUAUUUUUCACAUGGAUGGUUGGUUGGUCACUGCAACAUAGUUUUGCG
Messenger RNA from Ilex paraguariensis (yerba mate), 2548 nucleotides. Lineage: Eukaryota; Viridiplantae; Streptophyta; Magnoliopsida; Aquifoliales; Aquifoliaceae. The record is from the annotation of a GenBank genome assembly.